UUAGAGUUAAUUCACGUUUCAUAUCGAUCACUCGUGCUGAAUAAUUACUAGUGAACAAUGGCUUUAUUUAGAGUAACUUCGUCGAAAUACAUAACCGAAGCACAUCAGAGAUUGCUGCCAGCUAUCGUAACAUGCGUACGAAACAUUUCAGCCGAUAGCACCGACUUGAGAGGCAUUCUUGCAGACAAAGUUCCAAAAGAGCAAGAACGUGUCAAGAAUUUCCGUAAAGCUCAUGGAGCCACAAAAGUUGGUGAAGUUAAUGUCGAUAUGAUGUAUGGUGGUAUGCGUGGCAUCAAAGGUCUCGUAUGUGAAACCUCCGUAUUAGAUGCUGAUGAAGGUAUUCGUUUCCGUGGACUUUCAAUCCCAGAAUGUCAACAAGUCUUGCCAAAAGCCCCAGGCGGUAACGAACCAUUGCCUGAAGGUCUUUUCUGGCUCUUGAUUACCGGCGAUGUUCCAACUCAAGCUCAAGUUGAUGCUCUUUCAAAGGAAUGGGCUAAUCGUGCUGAUUUGCCAGGACAUGUUGUCACCAUGCUCAACAACUUCCCAUCAACACUUCAUCCAAUGUCACAGCUCUCAGCUGCUAUUACAGCAUUGAAUCACGAAAGCAAAUAUGCUAAAGCCUAUUCAGAGGGUGUCCAUAAAUCUAAAUACUGGGAAUAUGUGUAUGAGGACAGCAUGGAUUUGAUCGCCAAAUUGCCAGUUGUUGCUGCCACCAUUUAUCGUAAUACCUACGGUGAUGGCAAAGGAAUUGGAGCAAUUGACCCAAAACUUGAUUGGUCAGCAAACUUUUGCCGUAUGUUAGGAUAUGACAACAAAGAAUUCAUUGAAUUGAUGAGAUUGUACUUGACAAUUCACAGUGAUCACGAGGGUGGCAAUGUCAGUGCACAUACAGUUCAUCUUGUUGGAUCAGCUCUUAGCGAUCCAUACUUGUCAUUUGCUGCCGGUAUGAAUGGUUUGGCUGGACCACUUCACGGAUUAGCUAAUCAAGAAGUAUUGGUAUGGCUCCAAAAAUUACGCGCAGAACUUGGUGAUAAUGCUAAUGAGGAUAAGGUCAAGGACUUCAUUUGGAAGACACUUAAAUCAGGACAAGUCGUUCCUGGCUAUGGACAUGCCGUUUUAAGAAAGACAGAUCCUCGUUAUACAUGCCAACGUGAAUUUGCUCUUAAACAUUUACCUGACGAUCCAUUAUUCAAACUUGUCAGCAAUAUCUACAAGGUCGUUCCUCCAAUCCUUACUGAAUUAGGCAAGGUUAAGAACCCAUGGCCAAAUGUUGAUGCUCACUCUGGUGUCUUAUUGCAAUAUUAUGGAUUGAAGGAAAUGAACUACUACACUGUCUUAUUCGGUGUUUCACGAGCUCUUGGUGUUCUCGCUUCACUUGUGUGGGAUCGUGCUCUUGGUUUGCCAAUCGAACGUCCAAAAUCUUUGUCUACAGACGGAUUAAUGAAGGCUGUCGGAUACAAACCUUAAAUUUAUUUCAUAACGUAACACAAAAAAAAAUCAAAAUAAAGCAUUAUUUUGAGUUCAAUGAACUCAAUGUUAACAUUAUAAAUCAGCUAGAAUAAUGACCUUCAGCUGCAAUAGAAUGAAAUAACGAAAUGCAAAGUUACUUUACCAAAAAAUAAUUCCUCAAGCAAGCAGCAGCAAACGCUAAAUUUACAUUUAUUCAACUAUUUAUUUGUUCAUGUAUUUCAAUUUUACCUAUCACUACACUAAUAUGUAUUGAUUCAAGAAUCCGAAUGAUACGAUAAAAUUGCAAAUAUCUUAAAAUAGAAGUAAAACUUGAUUAGUAUCAUUCGUUCCUGCCUUUUUAUUAUUAUUUGUUCUUAUUUUGAUGUUGAUUAUAAAAUCAUCGAAUUGGAGAC
Molecule: messenger RNA, 1862 nt
Organism: Chironomus riparius
Lineage: Eukaryota; Metazoa; Arthropoda; Insecta; Diptera; Chironomidae
Source: the annotation of a GenBank genome assembly